Molecule: messenger RNA, 3982 nt
Organism: Anguilla anguilla (European eel)
Lineage: Eukaryota; Metazoa; Chordata; Actinopteri; Anguilliformes; Anguillidae
Product: choline transporter-like protein 2
Exons: 22
Coding region: 389-2659 (756 amino acids)
Biological process (GO): transmembrane transport; choline transport
Cellular component (GO): membrane
Molecular function (GO): choline transmembrane transporter activity
Source: RefSeq, a predicted model, not a curated record
GAUAGCUGCUAUCUGUUUCUGCCCCCGGGGCACCAGAUAGACUGGAAAAAAGUUACAAAGGAAAAGGGAGCUCUAUUGUGAGGGCAAAACAAAAUAGCUGAGAGAAAUGAAUGGAUGAGACGCAGGGAAAGGAGAAGGGCAGAGGAAGAGAGCCAGAAGCGGGAGCGGGACUGAGAGAAGAGAGGGGAGAAGGCAAGCGGACCUGCUCAGGAGACUGGUUUGACAGGUUUCUCUCCCUGCCUCGCGAACCGCACACAGAAAGAUUGAACAGAGAGAGAGAGAGAGAGCGUGAAGAACUUCUUGAGAGACCGAGAGAAAGAGAGGAGCUGUUCCUCCAGGUGACUCCGCAAAACCAAAAAAUCUGCGGCCAGAGAGAAAGACAGCCGAGAUGACGGAGGAAGGCGAAUUUUACGGAAAGCACGGGGAACCACGGAAACAUGACCCCACAUUCAAAGGCCCCAUUCACAGCAGGGGCUGCACGGACAUAAUCUGCUGCAUCCUGUUCAUUGUGGCCGUGCUGGGCUACUUUGCGGUGGGAAUUCUGGCAUGGACACAAGGUGAUCCCCGGAAAGUGAUCUACCCCACGGACAGCAGGGGGCAGUUCUGUGGGCAGGCAGGUACCCCGCAAGAGAAGAAGCCCUUCCUGUUCUACUUUAACAUCAUAAAGUGUGCCAGCCCUCUGGUGCUGUUGGAGCUGCAGUGUCCGACCACACAGAUCUGUGUGGAAAAGUGUCCCACCAAGUUCAUGACUUUGCUGAAAGUUCAUGCCUUAAAGAAUGAGGACUUUGAGGUCUAUAAGACGUACUGCCAGACGGACGAAGACAUCUCUAAACUGAGCGUUACUGAAAUCCUAAAAUUCGACCUGUGUCCUGCUGUGCUGACCCCGAGUAAACCCUUCAGCCGUCGCUGUCUGCCUGCUGUCGGGAAACUCAACGGAGCCGUUGUCGUGGGGAACGAGACCUCGUUUGACGCUGGGGACGGGAAAACGGUCAAAGCUGACGACCUCCUGGAGGGCGCCAAGAAGUCUAAUGUGGUGGUGGAGGCCCGGCAGGUGGCCAUGAAGAUCUUUGAGGACUACACCCGGUCCUGGUACUGGAUCUUACUUGGCUUGGUGCUGGCCAUGAUCAUCAGUUUGGUCUUCAUCAUCCUCCUCCGCUUCCUGGCUGGGAUCAUGGUGUGGGUCAUGAUCGUCUUGGUCAUCCUGGUCAUUGGAUACGGGAUCUUCCACUGCUACAUGGAGUAUGCCCACCUGAAGGGGGAGCCCGGCGCGGACGUCACCCUGCAGGACCUGGGCUUACAGACAGACUUCUCCGUCUACCUGCAGAUCCGACAGACCUGGCUGGCCUUCCUGAUCAUCCUCUGUAUCGUGGAAGUGAUCAUCAUCCUGCUGCUCAUCUUCCUCAGGAAGCGCAUCCUCGUGGCCAUCGCCCUCCUGAAGGAGGCCAGCAGGGCCAUCGGCUAUGUGAUGUCAUCGCUGUUCUACCCUCUGUUCACCUUUCUCCUCCUGGCGUUGGUGAUUGCGUACUGGGGCAUUACCGCCGUCUUCCUGUCCACCUCGAACGAGGCCGUGUACAAAGUGUUCAACAAGACCGACUGCAAGUACUCCUACAACACCUGUAACCCUGAGAAUUUCUCUACGAGCCUGGAGAAGGCGGCGUGUCCGGACGCCCGGUGCAUGUUCGCUUUCUACGGCGGCGAGUCGUACUACCACAAGUACCUGAUCGCCCUGCAGUUCUACAACGUCUUCCUGUUCUUCUGGUGCGCUAACUUCGUUACGGCGCUGGGUCAGAUGACCCUGGCGGGCGCCUUCGCCUCGUACUACUGGGCCUAUAAGAAGCCCGACGACAUGCCCGCCUUCCCCGUGUUCGCCUCGCUCGGACGCGCGCUCAGGUACCACACGGGCACCCUGGCCUUCGGGUCUCUCCUCUUGGCUCUGGUCCAGACUAUCAGGGUCCUGCUGGAGUAUGUGGACCACAAGAUGAAAGGGACCCACAAUAAAUGCACCAAAUUCCUGAUGUGCUGCUUGAAGUGCUGUUUCUGGUGCCUGGAGAAGUUCAUCAAGUUCCUCAACAGAAACGCCUACAUCAUGGUGGCGAUAUACGGCAAAAACUUCUGCACCUCGGCCAGGGAUGCCUUCUUCCUCCUGAUGAGGAACCUGAUCAGGGUGGCAGUGUUGGACAAGGUCACAGACUUCCUCCUGUUCCUGGGGAAGCUGCUUAUUGUGGGCUCUGUGGGAAUCUUUGCCUUCUUCUUCUUCUCUGGGAGGAUACGGGCGAUCCAGGAGACGGCCCCCACCCUCAACUACUACUGGGUCCCCAUCCUGACCGUGGUGGUGGGGUCCUACCUCAUCGCUCACGGCUUCUUCAGCGUCUACGCCAUGUGUGUGGACACACUCUUCCUCUGCUUCUGCGAGGACCUGGAGCGUAACGACGGCUCUGAGGAACGGCCGUACUACAUGUCCCCGGAGCUCCACGAGAUUCUCAGCAAGACUGACGGACAGCCGCGGCGGGAGGGGGAGGAGCAGGAGGCGGAGCCGGAUAAGCCAGCCCCGCCCUCGCAGCUGGAAGGGGAGGAGAUUCAGCUGCAGCAGCAGCAGGCGCAGCAUCAGCGUCCCCGGUCGCACGAAAUGCAGGGCCCACAGGGCGGGACAGAGGACUGAGAGAGAGAGAGAGAGACGCAGUUGUCCAAAUUGCUGACUCCCUCCCUGGAUCCAGUUCUGCCCCUUGUUGUUUGCGUAUAAUCUGAGCCUGAGACUGUUAGGCCGGCAGCGUCUCCUCUGUCCGUUCGGCCAGCUGGACGUGGGGGGGGGGGGACCUGAAGUCCUGCAGUAUCUGAGGGUUUGUGUCUUCCCUUCAAUCAGUGCCCAGUUCAGGGUCUUGAAUCGAAGGAAUGUUUAGCCAAUCGGUGACUUUAAUCGCUUAUUAUAACUGAAAAACAGCAAAAAAACUUUAAAAAAAAAAAAAACAGUGGAUACUGUGGUCCUCAUGGACUUUUAGAGAAAAAGAGAGAAAACAGACCAGUAAGUUUGUCUGUUCCUCUGGUGCUGAUGGUAGCCCUGAGUGUGCCCCCCCCCUCCCCAGUUAGACGUUUUACACUACAGAGGGUGUUACAUUUUUUUAAACCUAGCCUCGCUCUCUGUGGAAGCAUCAUGCAGGUUAUGGCUGCAAUGGCAGACGUCCACAGACUGCAUGUCCACAAAUAUUUUUAAAAAGCACUUUUGUUUACGUCUCCCUACCGCCCAAGAUGCCUUGCGUUGAUUGCACCAAGGACACCCACAGAAACUGAAUUUGUCAUCUGAUCCUGCAGCCAUCUUGUGUUUAGUGAGAACAGAAGAACGGGCAGAUAAAACUGGUCGGGGAACUUGUCAGUAGUGUCUUAGGUUUUGGUUGGGCUGAAAGAGUACGGUCAUUAUACAGAACUAUCACAGGGUGUGCUUAAGGCUGCUUUUUAGUCUAUUCUGAAGAUACUGGGGAGAAAAAAAAUUAUCUGUUCACGUGCCUGAAAAUGAUUUGACUUUGUAUUUAUCGUGUUGAUAUAUGCAACACAACUACUUCUCGCGAACUCCAUGUUUACAGUUUCUAAAGCUAAACUCGAAGGGACUGCCUUAUAGUUACUGUUUAUGCUUAUCCUGUUACUGAACUAAGCCAAAUGUCACACCCCUCCCCCCCAUUUUUUAGGAAAUGCUGAAACGAUUGUGGAAUUUAAUUCAGACUCUUCUGCUCAAUCUCCAGUCCACGUAGCAGAUCCCAGCGAAAGCUGGGUUGUUGUUUUUUUUUUUUUUUUUUCUCCUAACGUGAUACAAUCAGACACCUCCUUGCCUUGGGUCUUCCUGACUGCCGGAAGGGGUUGUGUCCCCGCAUGACACAACUUCCUGCACUGUUCUGGCCCCGUGCCAUGACCACUUCCUGUCCCGUUCCUUCUCUCUGUCUCUGUCGCAUGCCAGUAACAUCUUUCCUACUCUUUAUUAAAGAUACAAGUCUUU